This is a messenger RNA of Bubalus bubalis (water buffalo), 1131 nucleotides long. RefSeq names its product STING1 ER exit protein 1 (gene STEEP1). Lineage: Eukaryota; Metazoa; Chordata; Mammalia; Artiodactyla; Bovidae. Bases 64 to 732 code for a protein of 222 amino acids. The record is from RefSeq and is a predicted model, not a curated record. The transcript has 7 exons.
GUGACGUCACUUUUUCGCGACCCUUAAUUUUGGCUUAGCGUUUCCUGGCUGCUGCUCUGAAGUAUGCCUAAAGUAGUGUCCCGGUCCGUCGUAUGCUCUGACACCCGGGACCGGGAGGAAUAUGACGACGGCGAGAAGCCCCUUCACGUCUACUACUGUUUGUGCGGCCAGAUGGUCCUGGUGCUGGACUGUCAGUUAGAGAAGUUGCCCAUGAGGCCCCGGGACCGGUCCCGUGUGAUUGAUGGUGCCAAACACGCCCACAAGUUUUGUAACACCGAAGAUGAGGAGACUAUAUAUCUUCGGAGACCUGAAGGCAUUGAACGACAGUACAGGAAAAAAUGUGCAAAGUGUGGGCUGCCGCUCUUCUACCAGUCCCAGCCCAAGAAUGCUCCUGUGACCUUCAUUGUGGAUGGAGCAGUGGUCAAGUUUGGCCAGGGUUUUGGGAAAACGAACAUAUACACUCAGAAACAAGAGCCUCCUAAGAAGGUGAUGAUGACCAAGCGGACUAAAGACAUGGGCAAGUUCAGCUCUGUGACUGUGUCUACUAUUGAUGAAGAAGAAGAAGAGAUUGAGGCUAGAGAAGUUGCUGACUCGUAUGCACAGAAUGCCAAGGUGAUUGAAAAGCAGCUGGAGCGCAAAGGCAUGAGCAAGAGGCGCCUGCAGGAGCUGGCUGAACUGGAAGCCAAGAAAGCAAAAAUGAAGGGAACCUUGAUUGACAACCAGUUCAAAUAAUCAGGACCAAAAAAAAAAAAAAAAAAUAAUCAGGACCUUUCUGUGGACCCAGGCUGGAGGCAAGCAUCUAAGAUCAGGAUGAAGAAGAGUGUUUUCUUGACUACAUGGACUUAUUCUACUUUUAUGCUCCAGCAGAAAGCUUUACGUGGCUUCCCAGUGAUUAUCCUACAUUCAGUGAGGUCUUUGAGUCCAUCUGACCUGAUUUAUAGAGACAGAUUUUUCUCAGUCUUCUGUAUUUAUGUCUUCUGUUCUAUUUUUUGUUCAUUUGAUGUAAACUUCUUCAUCUGUGUAGGAGAAGCUCUAUGAAUAGAUCAAUGCUUGUGUUUCUCUAGUUUCUAAAGGAGCUGUUCUUAUUCCUUCUUCAAAGUUAAUAAAAUGUUUAAAGAUUUUUGAAAAAAA